AUGAUGGAUUCUUUAUGCAAAAUUUUUAAAUGUUGUUUAUAAUGGAAUAUUUGUAAAUUGGCUAAUUGCAGUAAUACUUGUAAACAAAAGGAAAAUUUGAAGAAAGUGAAGAUCGACAUUAUUUAAAAUAGUUGGUUCGUGCUAUUUCAUAUUACCACUAAAAGAAAAUAAUUCAAGGAGAUCUAAAAUUAGAAAAUUAUUGUUAAUAAGUAAAGAUUUAGCUGUAAUUAAAUUUAUUGGUCUUGGUAUUUCUAGUCUUACUUCAACUGACAACCCUGAAAAUACAGAUAAGGUAAUCUUCCAUAUAUGAUCCCAGAACUAUUUAAAAGUAGGUAUGGAAGAUGAUGUAUUCAUUUAGGGAGGGAUAAAACUGUUUCUCCAUUAGCAGAUGUAUGGUCUAUGGGUGUAGUACUGUACGGAAUGUUAGUUGAAACUCUACCAUUUAAUGCUAACACCAAAUAGGAAAUUAUCGCUUAAAUCUCAAAAGCUCGACUAAUGAUCCCAAAGAAUUUAAUACUAAAUUAUCUCGAAAUUACAAAGAUUGCCUAUACCCACUCUAGAACAAGAUCACAAAAAGAGAAUUACUUCAAUUGA
This is a messenger RNA of Paramecium octaurelia, 594 nucleotides long. Lineage: Eukaryota; Ciliophora; Oligohymenophorea; Peniculida; Parameciidae. The record is from the annotation of a GenBank genome assembly.